This is a messenger RNA of Mya arenaria, 5825 nucleotides long. RefSeq names its product homeobox protein 5-like. The transcript is spliced from 12 exons. NCBI's taxonomy places the organism in Eukaryota, Metazoa, Mollusca, Bivalvia, Myida, Myidae. Bases 552 to 1934 code for a protein of 460 amino acids. The record is from RefSeq and is a predicted model, not a curated record.
GCCAGACCGGAAUGGCGACGAAAUUAACAUGCCUGAUUGCAGUAAAUGUAUACCCUUGCACUCAUUGUGCAUUGGGAUUCAAAGAAAUAAAUUUAGCUUGUGUAUAGGGACCAUGCCAUGAUAUACAGACAAAAGCUGGUGGAAGUUUAGGAUCUCUUCUAAGACCUCUUCCAACCGACCGUUGCCGCUAGCAGUACCAGCUGAUGUUCUUGAUGUACUAAUCGAGAACCUGUAUACAGAUGAUGCCACAAUUAUUGCAGAAUGUGCAGAUGCUGAGAAGCUGUGUAACAUUUUGGUAGUUGCCGACCAAAUGCUCAGUGUGAGGCUUAAACAGAUGUGUGAGGUUGCAAUUGUAGCUUUAGUGAGUAUGAAGAAUGUGGGGGAGUUACUGGAAUUUUCAAGUACAUACAAUGCCGGUCAGCUUAAAGCUACAUGUCAGCAGUUCAUCUCCCUCAAUUUAGCGUCACUUUUGGAAGGAAGGUAUUUAGAUGUUUUAAAGCGAUGAAGUGAUAGCUGAUUUAACACAGUAUUACAGACAAGCAAUACCAAACAUGUCAAGAAGGAUGAUUACUCCUUUUGAUGAGAGUCCAGACAGGGAUUUUCUGGAAAAGCUUGGCAAUGAGCUAGGUAUAGACUCUGAAAGCACCCCACAUGGGGCCCCAAGUGAACCAAAAAAAUCCAAGUCCAAAAGAAGAAGAAAUAGGACUAAAAGCUCUGCCGAAGACGGGGAAAAAUAUGGAGACAGAGGUCUGAGGAAUUUGUCCGAAUCCGACAGAGGUGUGGUUGAUGCUAUAGCAGAAAGACAGUUGGAAGCUGAAUUAACAUCACAAGACAAAAGUUUAAUUGAACAGCUAGAUGUUGUAGAACCUUUAAAGGAAGGCACCCAAAAAGUGAAGGUAAACAGAACAUCACCUCCUGGCAGACAUGAAGACACUCGAGCAUGCGUUGAUACCAUUAUCAAGAACAGUGGAGGUAACAACAGCAAAUCCAGUGAUACCACCUGUACAGAAUCAAGUGGCAACAGCAACAACUUAGGCAUCAGCAAAUACAAUAACAACACCAACCAUAAUAGAAUAAAUAACAGCAAUAGCAGCAGCAGCAACAACAACAGCAGCAGUUACAGUGUUGAGGGUGGGAUAAGCACAAGUAGAAGCCUGCGUGAUAUAAUCCUGGAAGAGGAAGCUAGGUCAAAUAAGAAAUUGUCCAAGCAGUCUACCAACAGUGAAAUGAAAGCCAAAUUUUCCUGGCGGGAUGUAAAGAAACAGCAACAGAACAGACAGAAAGGUCAAGGUCAGGAAGAGGUCACCCAUGAAGGUCAAAGGUCAUCCAAUGAAGGAGGUCAACCUUUACAGAAGUUUUGUCCUUGGGGUUCCUCCACACAAGAAGUUCAUUCAUUCCGUAGUGUCAUUGAACAAGACAAGGCUACCUCGGGAAGUCAGCAUAAAGACGCCCUUGCGAUAAGCGUUAAAACACCCAAACCAGCGGUCAAAGGUAGCCCUGUCUCAAGUAGCCCCGCGUCAUUAAGUUGGGGUCUGCAGCGUAGCAACAGGAAUCAGGUCACUACUGGCAGCCCAACACUGAAAAUAAACCCUACAAAAGGCGUAACUAGUCCGCAGGCAUGGUCUUCUGCUGGGCCUACAAGCCCCGAGUCUCCAGAAAAACCCUGGUCAGGGGAGAUCAUCCAGAGUCCAACAAGUCCAAUUUGCAGUUUCUACGACAUAGUGAAAGACGAACAAUUGAAAGUGGACACGCUCACAAGGGCAUCUAACAAACCACUUGCUUUGAUUCAGAUUGAGGAGCAGGCAAUUCAGGACCUGUUGAUCCACUACAAGGCUGCUGACAGCGUUGAGGAAAGGAUCACAGUUGAACGUGUCGUAACUACUGCUGCUACACCACUGUGGAAACGGGAAAGACUUCAAUCAUCAUGCUCCUGACUUGAUGACUUCUGGCUGAAGAUUGUUGAAUGUUUACUGAUGAUUUAGGAAACAGGAGACUAUUUAGUCUGAUAAUAUCUCCCCUAAUAUAUUGGAAGACAUAUUGUUUUUGCUGGAGUUGUCUGUCUUUCUGUCUGUCAGUUACAAAUGUUGUCCGCUCCAUAAUUCUUGAAUUGCUUCAAGGAUUUUGAUAUAAUUCACCUAAAAUGUUCACCAUUAUUGAGACUCUAUGGAGAGCAUGUGACACUCAGCUGGGUUCAAGGUCAAAGGUCAUAUGAUUUAAAUAUGACUCUUUUUCUUGUCCAAUUUUCACCAUAUUGAGACAACAUGCAGAGCAGGUACAUGUUGCAACCAUUUUGGUUCAAGGUUACACUUACGAUGUUAAAGGUCAUGACUACCUCUGUGUCAGCUCAAUAUCUCUUGAGGAUUUGCCUUGCCUCAAAUGUCCACCAAAUUGACGAUGUGCAGACUUUCAAAAUUGAUGAUUACAUAAUUUCCAAGAUCUUGUUACUCAGAAGGUAUUCUUCACAUGCAGAUAUUAUCGAAAUAUGCCUGUAGCCAGUGGAAUGCUUAAGUUUUAAUUGAUGAAUUCAUUAAUCAUAGUAAAAUGUAUUAUUGUAAAAGCUGAUUUAUAUAAAUAUGCUCCUAUUGUAGAAAUACAAUUAGUCAGAUUAAUUGUCUUGAUUACCUUUUGACCAAGGAUUGUUAGAUGUUUGAUGGCUUAAUGAAUACAUACUGAUGGAUUGUGUUUAAACUUGGCUGAUGCUCCUCUUCGGAAGCUGAUGCGUGUGUCCAGCCUUUCUCCUUUCUUCAACCCAGGCACAAUGUAUUUAGACUCAGUGUUGUUUUCGCUGUUUAGACGAGGCAGAAUUUGUUCAUCAUUUUCAAAAGGCUUGGCCUGAUCCACUCCAAGAACAGUUUUAUUAGUCCCAGAUCAUCAACUCAGAGAUAAUAACGAGGUGGUGGAUAUUGUAUAUGAAUUGGAUUUUGUUUGUUUUGAGAUACGAUGGACUUUUAAUGUUACUCUGAUUAUUUAUUACUGGUUUCAGGGGGUUAAAUGUUCUCCGUAUUACCUGACUUUGUAAAUAUGCAUGUUUGGCCUUUCUGCUUUCAAAUGAGAAAAGUGGAGGCAUUGUCAUAGCCUUAAUGGCAUUGCUGGUGAAUACCUCAGGCAGUUAUUAAAACAAUUAAAAUAGGUUAACCUUAUGUGUGCAAUUGUACCAAAUAAAACUUAAUCCAUCUUAAUUAUUGUAUUAACCUAAUAUGUGCAACUGGCCCAAACUUCUCAAAAAAUCUUAGGUCCCUUAUAACAGGAUGAAGCUGAGCACAUUAUUUUUGAUUUUGUAUCAAUUGUUUAAUAAUCUCUUUUUAAAGAGUUUUGAGGCUAUUAAAGGAAAUAAAACUUACGAAAAAUAAGAUUAAUUACUUGCUGUUUCUUAAAUUUAUAUUAUGAAAGUAAUAUUGCUAAAUGAAAUAAGUUACUCAAGUGAGUUAUGCUGAUUUUUUUUUCGAGAAAUUGGGGCUAAGUACGGAAUAAAAGUAAACAUAUCUUAAUGAUUGUAUAAUGUUUACAAUAAAUAAUAAGCUCACUUCUAGCAAGUCCCAUAAAUUUGGCUAAAAUAUUUCUUGAGUUUAUGCCCCUUCCUCCAACCUUCAAAAACAGACUAGCUUUAAACAAAGGGGGCCGAUUAUAGGAUGUUAUGUGACAUUGCUCAAUGAAAACAUUAGUUGUUAGAGGAUUAUAUUAGUGCUACUUCUCAAUUGAUGAACAUUGGAUCUUUCUGUGGAGGAUGAGUUUUGACAAAUACAUGAAUUUGUGUAUGUCAGUGUAUUGAUUAAUCACAAAUUCAACCAUGGUGUAAGUUGGUUUUAGAAAGGGGCAUGCCGAAAUGAGAACCUAAGCAAUAUGUCUGGCCUCACUUUCAUGAACAAUAUAUUUUUAGCUCGACUAUUCGAAGAAUAGGUGGGCUAUACUACUCGCCCCAUCGUCGGCGUCUGCGUCCGGUUAAAGUUUGAGGGCAAGUUGGGAUUUUCACUUAUAAGUCCAAUACCCUACAUUCAAUUGACUUAAUACUUCACGCAGUUGUUCAGGGCCAUCACAUGAUGAGGUUAGAUAACUCCAUAUUAUUCUUUACACAGAUUAUGGCCCCUGAUUGACUAUGGAACUUGGGUUAAAGUUUUAGGGCCAGUUGGAAUAUUUAUUAAUAACUUCUAUAUCCUUUGUUCAAUUGACUUAAUACUUCACACAGUUGUUCAGGACCAUCCCACAAUGGGGUUACAUAACUCCAUAUAAUCCUAAAUACAAGUUAUUGCCCCUGAUUGACUUAGGUUAAAGUUUUAGGGCAGGUUAAAGUUUUAGGGCAAGUUGGGAUUUUCACUUAAAACUCCAAUAUCAUUCAUUCAAUUGACUUAAUUCUUCACACAGAUGUUCAGAGCCAUCACAUAAUGAGGUUAGAUAACUCCAUAUUAUCUUUUAUGCAAAUUAUGGCCCCUGAUUGACUAUGGAACAUAGGUUAAAGUUUUAGGGCAGGUUGGGAUAUUGUUUAAUAAGUUCUAUACCCUUCAUUCAGUUGACUUAAUACUUCACACAAUUGUUCAGGACCAUCACCCAAUGAGGUUAUGGCCCCUGAUUGACUUAGGUUAAAGUUUUAGGCAAGUAAACGUUAAGGGCAAGUUGUGAUUUUAAUAAAAAAAAAUUCUAUACCGUUUAUUAAAUGCACUUAAUAAAAUUCAAAAUUAUUUAUGACCAUCUUACAACAAGAAACAUAACUCUGUUUUAAGCCUAAAUACAAGUUAUGGCCCUUGAAUAUUUUUUUUUUUAAUUUCCUUUGAAAGGCAUAUUUGUAUAUUCUUAACCACAUUUUCAUAAUGGGAAAUCAAGUUAUUUGAAUGACUUGCGUCAUUGUUUGGGCGGGCUGGUGGGAGGGCAGCAUCAAAGUCACCUUAUGUAUCAUAUAAUUUUAGUUAGGUUUGACAUAAAGAGACUAAACUUGGUAUUAUUACAUCGUUAUUGUAUUCUAAGUCAAAGCGGCGUAGUCGAGCGGCUGUCUUACGACGGCUCUUGUUAUUCUAUUAUUAUAGUAAAACUGAGUAAAUUUGCUAUAAACAUUUAAGUAUUAUAUCCAUCUUUUGAAUGAUCAAGUAAUGAGUUUUGAAUUUAAAAACAUAUUUUGUAGUUUUAGCAGGUCUAUUUCUUUUUGAAGACAAAAAGUUGAUGUUUAUUGACAUUGCCAGCCUUGUUGUGAGAAAUUGUUAACCUUGACCAUAAUAAAAACAACAACAAAGAUUCAAGAUAUUGGAGUGAAACUUGGAACACAUGUCAACAGGGUCAACAUGCAAGGCGCACAACUCUGGUUUCAAUAAUUGUCGAGUUAUCCCACCUUUCGAACUGUAAAAAAACAGACGAGUGUUGAACUGUCUAUUGUGUAGAAAAGUUUGUGGUUUCUGUUACACUAUGUUAUUAAGUGCUGUAGUUUUGCCAUCUGUGUGGCAUGGGAUAUGUAUAUGUAUAUACCGAUCAUGUUGUUUGGUGGCAUUAUCUAGUGUCACACUUUUAUCUCAUUGUCUAAAUCGAAUAUUUCCCAAAUUUGCUCACAUUGUUUAUGGGCAUGCCAUAUAUGGGUAUGCCUGCCAAAUUUUUAAUCAUUAAACAGCUAGAUUGCAUUAAUCACUCUUAGUUAAUUUUAUUUAAAAUAAGGCGCAUCAAGCAGGUUGCCUAAACAUUGUGUGUAAUAUUUGUUUAUCAGUAUUGUUUUAAAGAUAUUCUGGAGGUGUUCACAAUGCUGAACAGUGAUUUGAGACUUUGAUUAACAUUGUUGUAAUCUGUUUUAUACGAUUUGCAAUGUGCUAUGAGAAAAUAAAUAAUGAAAACUAUUUUUUCUGCGUUAAUAA